This is a messenger RNA of Aethina tumida (small hive beetle), 4520 nucleotides long. Its product is annotated as protein artichoke. Gene Ontology annotation, cellular component: extracellular matrix. The transcript is spliced from 7 exons. Lineage: Eukaryota; Metazoa; Arthropoda; Insecta; Coleoptera; Nitidulidae. Gene Ontology annotation, molecular function: protein binding. The coding region runs from base 264 to 4310 and encodes 1348 amino acids. The record is from RefSeq and is a predicted model, not a curated record.
UCGCGGAUACUCAGCUUCCACUUGACAGUAGUCUCACGAAAGAAGUCUUGGGUGUCUGUGGUACAUCAGCGCGUUGACAAAUCUUCGACCAGCCGUGGGAGACCAGUGAAAAACGCAAGGUUACCAUGCCGGACACGGUGUGAAGUAUAUUCGUGUUUUUGAUAGCAUUGACGAUUGAUUGUUGCGAAUUCUUUUAAAAGGUGCGGGAGUGUUUAUUUUGUGUAUGUGUAGUAUGCUGCAUUAGGUCCUUUUGUAUUUAGUUUAUGGAUUAUUUAAUGAAGAUGGACUGGACAUUUUUAGUUGCCAUAUUAUUGUAUAUAAGUAGAAUAGACUGUUUGGAAUUUCAACCAUGUUCAGAAAUAUCGCGAGAUCUGUGGUUUCCUUGUGAAUGUGCUUUGGGGCCAAUAGAAGCCGAACUUGAUGGUAAUCCCGCGAUAUACAUGAACUGUGACAAAGUUGUAUUUCCUGGAGAUUUGCCGCAAUUACCUUAUGGUGCCCCCAUAGUCUCGUUCAGUCAACGGUGGGCUGGUCAUCAGUCUCUUCCCACACAGGUAUUUUCAACAUCAAGCCUUCCGCUGAGGAGCAUUGACUUAUCGGGCAACUCACUGAGACGACUUACAGAAAGAUUACUACUAGGUCUUCAGUCUACUUUGGUAGAACUAAAAUUGGCUGAUAACCUAUUGGGGGACACCCUUAAUCCAAUAUUCUCAAGCAGCGAAUUCCAUGGAUUAACUCAUUUACAAUUGUUGGACCUGAGUGGUAACCAAAUUAAGGCAAUGGAAGAAGGCAUUCUGGAAGGAUGUAAAAAUUUGAAAGAACUGUACUUAGACAGAAAUAGUAUGUAUUAUAUACCCAGUUCAUCUUUAAAUGGGCCUGCAUCACUCAGAAUAUUAUCUUUAAGGAACAAUAGAAUAGAUGUGAUCAAAUCAGAGGCUUUUGUUGCACAACCAAAUUUAGAGGCAAUCGACCUACAAAAUAACAUUAUAGCGGGGAUCGAAGGCGGUGCAUUCAAUGGUCUGGACAACCUAAGAAGACUGAAUAUUGCCCAUAACCGAUUAUCGAGAUUCAACAGUGACGUUUUCCAAGGAGCAGAUAACGUACAAGCAUUGGACUUAUCCGAAAACUUCAUCGUUGAAUUUCCAACGAUUGCCCUUAAGGCUUUCUCUAAUUUGAGAUAUUUAAACUUGUCAUCUAAUUUAAUUCAGAGCAUGGAUAACAACGAUCUACUUGCCCUUUCUACUUUAUAUCAACUCAAUCUCAGCAGAAAUAAUUUGGCGAACAUAUCUCCCGGAACAUUUUUGGGCCUGAAACAAUUACGUCGACUUGACAUUAGCGUUAACUCUUUAAGAACAAUUGAAGACGAUGCUUUUGAAGGCUUGGAUAACUUGGAGUAUCUUAAUUUGAAAGACAAUAACAUUCUACUAAUUCCUGCUUCAGCCUUAGGGCGUCUUCCAAAACUGGCUUCGUUGCAACUAGACUAUAACAGAGUGGCAGCACUUUCUGGUGACAUAUUUAGAUCAAUUGCAGAAAAAGUCACAAAACUUAUUCUUUCCAAAAACGUCGUACGUGAAUUACCUGCUGCGUCUUUCCAAUAUUUCCAACAUCUUGAGUAUUUGGAUCUUACCAGAAACUUAUUAGCAGUGCUCAACACCGACGCCUUCUCUGGACUUGAGACUACACUUACUCAUUUAUAUCUAUCUGAAAACAGAAUUGGAAGUAUCGCUGGCCCACCGUUGGCUUUGAUGAAAUUAAGCGUAUUGGAUUUGAGUGAAAAUCAGUUAACUGAGCUAUCCAGAAACGCAUUCACUGCCCUACCGGAAUUAAAAUACCUCAAUUUGAGCCAUAAUGCUCAUUUGAUAAAUCUUCCCUCGAACAUUUUCCACAAACUGACUUCAUUGAAAGUUAUAGAUUUGAGUUAUACUGGCCUGAAAACAUUGCCAGCUGAUUUGUUGUCUAAAUCAACCAGUAUUCAGUCUAUUUAUUGUUCUAAUAAUGGAAUCACUGAAAUAUCUGACGGAGUUUUCUCGAACUUGCUAAACUUGACUACUGUCGAUUUGUCAUAUAACUCCAUAAACAAUAUUCGCCCAAGUGCCUUUGUUAAUGUUAUGAAUAUAAGAAAAUUGAUUUUAAAAGGUAACCAACUCAAUUCAUUCAAAGGAGAAUUCUUUAACACUGGAACUAGUUUAGAAUUUCUAGAUAUAUCAGACAAUCAACUAAGUUAUCUGUUCCCAUCUUCGUUUAGGAUACAUCCUAGAUUAAAAGAAAUACGGGCAGCUAAUAAUAAAUUUAAUUUCUUCCCCGCUGAACUUAUUGCCACUUUGCAAUUUUUAAAUUUCGUUGAUUUAUCUGGGAAUGAACUUAAAACUGUUGAUGAGUUAGAUUUCGCUAGAUUACCCAGAUUGCGAACUCUCCUUUUGGCUAAUAAUAAUUUAGAGUAUGUAAGCGAGAUGGCCUUCCAUAAUUCGACACAAUUACAAGUAUUGGAUUUAAGCUAUAACAAGUUGGAUAGAUUAGGAGAGAGAACUUUUGAAGGAUUGGUGCGACUGGAACUGUUAAACUUGGAAGGAAACUUAUUAAACGACUUGCCGGAAACUAUUUUCGAAAGGGCGCGAAUUCAAAUGCUAGAAAAUAUCAAUCUGGCCAAAAAUUUAUUCGAAGUGGCUCCAUUAAAAUCUUUACAAAGGCAAUACUUUUUCGUAUCUUCCGUUGAUUUAUCCCAUAAUAAAUUGAAAGAUAUUCCAGCUGACGAUAGUAUCAUGGUGAAUAUAAAAAACUUGGACUUAUCUUUUAAUCCUUUAUCGCCAGAAGCAGUUACGAAUGUUUUGGGAGAACCAAAAACUGUUAGAGAAUUAAAUCUCGCAGGUACUGGAAUUACUGAGGUAGCAAACUUAGAAACACCUUUCUUGAACUACUUAAAUCUGUCAUAUAAUAAUAUUAGCAUGUUAGAUGAAAAAGUAUUUGAAAGAACUACAUUAUUGGAAACACUGGAUCUGUCAAAUAAUGAGAUUUCAGAUAUAUCUAACUAUUCAAAAAUAUGGGAUAUGCUUCACAACCUGCAAACGUUAAACUUGUCGGUUAAUCCAAUAAUAACUAUAUCUCAAAGCGAUUUGGAAGGUUUGGACUCGUUAAGGCAUUUAAGUAUACACACAUUGAAUCAAUGUGAAAGGAUUGAAAAGAAUGCAUUUAAAUCAGUACCCAGCCUUUCUGUGUUAGAAGCAUACGAUUAUCCCAAACUUGGUUAUUUAGAUGUACAAGGUUUACUUCAAAAUGUGCCCACAUUGGAACAAAUAAAUAUUGAAACAAAAGAUGCUGCUAUUGGAAGUGACCAGUUACAAUCUGUAUUACACCCGAGGUUAAAUGAAUUAGGAAUCCGAGGCGAACGUUUAAGGAGCAUAUCAUCUGGCGCUUUGUCUGGAAUAAAAUGUGGAAGCAUCACAAUUAGGCUGAGGAAUACCUCGUUGACAUCUUUGCCGCCAGCUUUAUUCUUUUCUGUACCACGAUCCUCCAAAAUUAUCUUGGACGUUACUGGAAGUGAGUUGACCACAUUAAGCGCACAAGUCUUGGCCACCUUAGAAGACCGUAGAGGCGACUUACGUAUAGUAGGUUUGGAAUCCAACCCCGUAAUAUGUGAUUGCAGUGCUAGAGCACUCAGGAGGUGGUUACCCUCACACAUGACGACAAUUCGUUGCUCCGGUCCUGAACAUCUGGUUGGAAAACUGUUAGUAGAAAUUGGGGAUGACGAACUAACAUGUGACCCAAGGAAAAUUACCACAGCAACUUCAACGCAGUCAACCUCUAUUUACACUAGAGUCACAAGACCACAAACUAAAAUGACCGAACCUGAAAUUAUUUGGUCUCUGCCAGCAACAGAAAAAACAAAAGUCAACAACAAGAAACCGAUAACAGGGCAAACGACACUUAACAACGACGAUACUUUGAUAAUUGGCAUAGUGGGUGGUGUAGUUGCUUUCAUAGCAAUUCUAAUAAUAAUUAUAUGCAUAAUUCGUUUACGGAUGACAAGUAACCAAUAUAGAGGAGGACCAUUGGCUAAUGGGACACCAGUUUUGGGUCCACCAGUAAUGGGACCUGGAAGUAGUUGUGCGUGCAGUGUAAAAGGCGCACCUCCAGUUUAUGCGGCCUACGCAGCUCCCGGAUAUGCCGCGACGCUACCUCACAAAUUACAGAACGUUUCGGUUGCUCCAACCAUGAGACCUUCGAAUUAUUCCACAAUGGGCAGAGUCCCAUAUUAUCAGGGCAAUGGUCAGCCGUAUUUCAUUGCGUUCCCGUCAGAUGAGAAAAUUUAUCGGUAGCCUAUAACUUAUCACGCCAUAGGAUACGUUAGCAAUACAUUAAUUUAAGAUUAAAGUGUGGACAGCUCUAUCGUAACGUUUUUGUAUGUAUACAACUUUACAUGAUGUUAAUUAAUGGAAAUAACAUCCUGUACAAAUGUGUAUUUUAUUAAUUUUGUUGAAAAGAUUUAUAUAUUUAAUAAAUAUUUUAUUUAUAUUACAAAAUUGUUG